Messenger RNA from Candidozyma pseudohaemuli, 420 nucleotides. RefSeq names its product endopeptidase catalytic subunit (gene IMP2). The transcript has a single exon. NCBI's taxonomy places the organism in Eukaryota, Fungi, Ascomycota, Pichiomycetes, Serinales, Metschnikowiaceae. Gene Ontology annotation, biological process: mitochondrial respiratory chain complex assembly. The coding region runs from base 1 to 420 and encodes 139 amino acids. Gene Ontology annotation, molecular function: serine-type endopeptidase activity. Gene Ontology annotation, cellular component: mitochondrial inner membrane peptidase complex; membrane. The record is from RefSeq and is a predicted model, not a curated record.
AUGUCCAUGACGCCAACGUUCAACCCAGGCACUGAAACCUUGGCCAAAGACGUUGUGCUAGUAAGAAAGUUCAUGGCUGCCAAUGGGUCUCUGCUCAGCCGAGGCGAUAUCGUGAUGCUCCGGCUGCCGCUGAACCCGGAAAAACUCCUCACUAAGAGAAUCGUUGGGGUCCAGGGAGACACUAUUAUUCCGAGGGCGGAAUACCCCAGACAGAAGCCUACCGUGGUGCCUAGAAACCACUUGUGGGUGGAGGGAGACAAUGCGUUUCACUCCAUAGACUCUAAUACUUUUGGUCCUGUGAGCCUGGGGCUUGUGGUGGGGAAGGUGGUGCUGGUGUUGUGGCCAUUGAGCCGAUGGGGUGUUGACUUGAGCAAAGGCGGAAGAAACGCCCUCACGAAGGUCGAGGAAACCAAUGAUUAA